This is a messenger RNA of Panicum hallii, 2658 nucleotides long. RefSeq lists its product as uncharacterized. The coding region runs from base 1265 to 2518 and encodes 417 amino acids. The record is from RefSeq and is a predicted model, not a curated record. The transcript is spliced from 5 exons. Lineage: Eukaryota; Viridiplantae; Streptophyta; Magnoliopsida; Poales; Poaceae. Gene Ontology annotation, molecular function: zinc ion binding.
GAUAAGGUUGUUGACAGUGAUACAACAAAUUUGAAAGACUUGCUCGAUGAGAUCACAGAUAUGUAUCCACCAGGUUAUCUAGAAGUAGCACAUGUUCAGUACUACGAUGCAGAUUUGAAAAGCUUCCCAGUAGUUAAUACCGACCAAGAGUUGAUGUUAAUGUUUCAGAAACAUAUUGACAGCAAGGUCGUGCACAUGUUCAUUGCAUACAGUGAUCCAUCAGGAUGCUAUGAGCCUAUCAUUGAGUGGGAGGGUUAUCCUAGUAAUAGCAAUCAAUUUUCUGAGCCAACCAUACCUAGCAGCAGCACACAAGCAAAUGAGGAAACCUCUACAGAAAAUCCAAUCACCGGGAAUGAACAUGUUGGUGUUGAUGAGGAGGGUCUGUAUCUAAAGAUCAACCCUGUACUUGAUCUUGCUGUCGUUGCUUGUAAACAAAAAACAGGACUAUAUUCCCGAGGAUGAGGAUGAGGAUGAGGAUGAGCAUGAGGAUGAGGAUGAGGAUGAGGUUAGUGACGAUGAUAAGGAGUUUGUUGGAGCAGCUCAUGAGGAACCCAUUACCUAUGACAAAGAAGACCCUCCAAUGACAGUAGGCUCCAGUUAUCCGAAUAUGUAUGAAUUCAAGGUGGCACUAUCUCAGCAUGCAAUCAAACAUGAAUUUGAGUACAAUACUGUCAAGAGUGCACCGCAUAGAUGCACGGUAUAUUGUUCAAGGAAAGUUGAAGAUAAGUGUCCCUGGAGGCUGCAUGCUUCAUCUAGGAGCAGGAGCUGCACUGUAGUGGUGAAAAGGAAUCAAUUUGCUCAUAGCUGCUCAAGCAGUCAAAGAAGUACGAAAGUGAAGAAUGCAACCAAAUUUUGGAUAUGCGAGAAGGUGAAGGAUUGGCUCAUUGCAGAUCCUUGCAUUGGAGCAAAAGCAUUGCAGAAGAAGCUUAAAGAGCACUACAAGGUGAAGAUCAAUUACAAGAGAGUUUAUGCGGGUAAGGAACUAGCAGCACAAUAACUCUUUGGUGAUUGGAAUGACAGCUUUGAUAAUCUGUUUCGGUUCAAGGCACAAAUUGAGAAGUCUUGUCCGGGUAGUUUAGUAAUUAUUGAUCAUCAUACAAUAAAUGGCAAAAUCAGAUUUAGAAGAUUGUUCUUUGCUUUGAAACCUUGCAUAGAGGGGUUCCUAAAUGGCUGCAGGCCAUACUUGGCAAUUGAUAGCACCUUUUUAACUGGCAAGUACAAGGGACAGUUUGCUAGUGCUACCGCUAUUGACGGCCAUAAUUGGAUGUAUCCAGUAUGUGUCGGUGUUUUUGCUUCUGAAGAUAAUGAAAAUUGGAUCUGGUUCAUGGAAAACCUUAGGCAAGCUAUUGGAUCACCAAGGGGGUUAGCUAUAUGCACAGAUGCAGGACAGGCAGUGAUGAAUGGGGUAACAACUAUUUAUCCAGAAGCAGAACAUAGGGAAUGCAUGCAUCACUUGGUUACCAACUUCAAGAAGAGGUAUACUGGCAAAGUGUUUGAUGACAACCUUUGGGCAGCAGCUUACUCAUGGAACCCGUACUUGUUUGAGAAGCAUUGGGCUGCUAUGGAUAGAGAAAAGCCUGCUGCAACUGCAUAUCUAAGGACUUGUCAUACUAAGUUGUGGACACGGAGUCAAUUCUCAACCAUAUGCAAGGUAGAUUAUGUGACCAACAACUUGGCUGAGUGUUUUAAUAACUGGAUUAAAGAGCACAAGGGCAUGAAUUUGGAUGACUUGUUAGACAAGCUUAGGCAAAUGCUCAUGGUGAAAUGGAACCACAGGAGGAAAAUCUCUAGACAGUUCGAAGGCUUGAUCCUGCCCCACAUUAUUAAGCAUUUGAAUGAGAAGAGUAGAGAACUAAACUUGGAGGUUAUAGAAUGCUCCGAACAUGUUGCUGAAGUUACUGCAUUGGGAGGUAGUGCCUUUAGGUUUGUGGUGAACUUACAUGAGAAGACAUGUUCUUGUAGACAAUGGCAAAUUUCUGGCAUUCCUUGCAAACAUGCUAUUGCAUUCAUUACCUCACUUAAUGUGCCUCUAGAGAACCAUGUGGACAUGUAUUACUCAGUUGAAAAAUUUAGAUUAGCUUAUGCUCAACUAAUCCCAGCUAUGGAGGACAAGUCACAGUGGCCUCAAUCUUGCCAUGGGUUUUUCAUGCAUCCACCUUUGUUAAAGGCCACAGCUGGUAGGAGAAAGACAGAAAGAUACAAAGGUUGUACGGAGAAGACAAAGAAAGGACAGCACAAAUGUCCUAUCUGUAAAGAUUAUGGGCAUCACUGGCCAAGUUGCAAGAAGGGCAACCCAGAGGAUAUUGCAGCACUGCUGGCUGUGAGAGGACCACCAAAGAAGAAGAGAAAGACUACCAAGGUAUCAACUGAGAAAAGUAUAGUACUUUUUGAUGGUGAAGCACCAGCAUCCUCUAUGACUUUUCCACCAAGCCAAAGUGUGCAACCUACAACUAAGAAGAAAAUUAGAAAAAGGCACAUUAGAUUCUGGAGACUCAAUCAGAUCCAAGUCAGCAGGUAGUGCAGGUAGUACAUACCAGCCUGAGCCCAUUAGCUCUGAGUUUCCCAUGGCUAGGGGAAAUCCACUUGUUGCAGCCAAAGAAAAAGGGAACAAGCUAGCUAAUAAGGCUAAAGAUAAGGGAAAGCUCAUGAAGCGCAAAG